Vollenhovia emeryi is the source of this 2037-nucleotide messenger RNA. RefSeq names its product leucine-rich repeat-containing protein 28. The record is from RefSeq and is a predicted model, not a curated record. Gene Ontology annotation, molecular function: protein binding. The transcript has 6 exons. The coding region runs from base 725 to 1951 and encodes 408 amino acids. NCBI's taxonomy places the organism in Eukaryota, Metazoa, Arthropoda, Insecta, Hymenoptera, Formicidae.
GUUUCUGCAAUCUUUCGGUGCCGUAUGGGAAUUGUAUCUACUAUUCCAAUACUAAUUUUUUUCACGUUACAUGGAAGUAUCGUCAUUUAUGACAAAUGCCGUUCAGCGUAUGAACUACUUAUAUUGCGGGGUCUACAAUGCGAGUCGCAAAGUCGUAAUCGUAAGUAUAAUUGACUGCGAUUGGUCAAUUCCGUCAGACACGCAAUCGUGUCACUGAUCGUGCGCACAAUGCACGUAGGAAUUUCACAAAUACGUGAAAGGGAUGUGCCGCUGGCGUAGACAAGAGACUGAAGGAAACAAAAGGAUAACGUGAAAUAAGAUGCAUCCGUACUGGAUUUUCUGCCGCAGGAUUGACACGAGAAAGUAUAUACACUCCCACACUACAGUCGAGUCCGCUCCGUUCGUCUAACGCGUCAGACGAAUUAAGAUAACUAACAUUGUCCCUCCACAGUCCCGACUAACAAUACAGCUCGUCAUGGGUGAGCGAAAGCGUCAAAGUGUUAAUUUGCUCCCUUUCCGGCACGGCGACCGUGCGCCCCCGUAAAGCCUUCGCCCUACCACCCUCGCGAAAGUUUAUUAAUACAGAUUUAGAGAGCGGGCGGAGCUAUUUUGGACCUGCCUCCGCUGCCCGUCCUCAGAUUUCCCCAACGAUCCCGAUGUUGACAGUCUGCCCAGCGGCUCCGGCGCGUCCCGGAGCCGCUCCGACUAAUCCUGUGUUUCGAACAUGGACCCAGAUCCCGUAGAGAUGGCGAACGAGGUCCAGCACAAGAACAUACUCCACUGGAACUACCGGGGUCUCGCGGAGCUGCCGGAGGUGAUAAGACUGCACGGCGCUCACCUCCAAGAGAUAUACCUCAAGUGGAACAAGCUCACCACUCUGCCGCCCUGGAUCGCGGAGCUGUUCAACGUGACUAACUUGUACCUGUACGGCAAUCAGAUUGAACAGUUGCCCGCGCAAUUCGGCGAGAUGAGCCAGUUGAUGGUGUUGGACCUGAGCGCCAACAAUUUGCAGCUGAUACCUGCCUGCCUCGGCAGUCUGAGCAAUCUGAAAUUCUUAUUCUUGAACAACAAUUCCAUAAAGAGGCUGCCGGUGGAAUUAGGCCAACUGAAUAAUCUGGAGAUGCUGUGUCUCUCGGGCAACCAGAUUGUCGCAUUGCCGGAAUGGGUUGGCUCUCUCCCAAAGCUUAAAGAGCUGUACGCGGAUAAGAAUCAACUGAGGGAAUUGCCCAACAGAUUGACCCUGGCCCCUGAGCUCGUCGUGAUCUCUGUGUGUUCAAACAGGUUGACAUAUUUGCCAUUGAACGGAUUCUUAUCGAAUCCCUGUAUUCGAUUCGAUGGAAAUGAAUACUUGAAUUACAUGUCGUACCCGCUUCUACAACAACUUCUAGAAAUGAGACUGUCCCCAGACACCUACGACAGAGACUUCGUUUUGGCAUCCGGAUGUUUUAAGACGCAUUAUGACACAAAUGUGUUAAGCACAAAUAUAAAAUUGUACAUAAAGACGAAGGAUCUUCCGAUGAAUCACGAUACCAUAAUCGAAUUACCACGGCAGUUGCUAAAGGUUCACGAGGUCCGCGAGAACGUGACUUGCUCCCUGUGGGAAUUGGCGCUGAGAAAAGUUUAUGCCGAGAGGUAUAAGCACACGCUCGACAUUCUCAAAAAUAACUGUGUAACGGUACUCUACGAACCGCUUCUUAAAAAUACCAAACUGGACCUUACAUUGUCUGCGAACUACACUCUGUACAAUUUACUAACGAACGGACCCACUAGUAUCUGCGUGAAUUCUCAAUGUCAGCAGCCGAUAUUCACGGAAGCAUGGAUCAUUAUCGAUGUCUAUGACCCCACAAUAUGGUGCACAAUAACGAUCGCUCUAUGUUGUAGCAGAAGUUGCGCCAUUGAGUUCGCGCACUCGAGCGCGACUAAUACUCGUGAUUGGUACCGCAUCAAUUGAUGAGCCCUUCCUACUAGGUAUCUAAUUAAUCCACUUUUGUACAUAGACACCAGGAGAAUAAAGAAUUCUUGCGCGUUCAACUGAAA